Molecule: messenger RNA, 2421 nt
Organism: Neofelis nebulosa (Clouded leopard)
Lineage: Eukaryota; Metazoa; Chordata; Mammalia; Carnivora; Felidae
Gene: SAMD15
Product: sterile alpha motif domain containing 15
Exons: 3
Coding region: 1-2367 (788 amino acids)
Molecular function (GO): protein binding
Source: RefSeq, a predicted model, not a curated record
AUGUGCGUCAUGGCUGAAGUCCCAGAAUAUUACGAUUCAGGCUCGGAUGAAGGAGACCUGGAGUAUGAGGACCUCAAACUGCCUAGGUCACUUAAAAUGGCUCAAGAUGGCGAAGUUGACACCACGGCAGAAGUAGGCCUGGAGCUACAGAUUGACCAGGAGCCACAACCAGAGGCGGAGGAAGAGGACCUCAAAUCGGGGGCGCCAGACAAUGUGCACCUACACCUAAAACCGACCAGCAUGUCUGAGAAAGAGAUUCCUAGGGAGUCAGAGAUAGACUUUUCUAGCAAGACUGAUCCAGGGAUGUCCCAGGAGGCACAGUCAGAAACACUCAGAGAGAUCGAAGAGCUCUUCCAGGAUUUGGAUGUCCUUAUGCAUGAUAAGGAAGAACCAGGCUUAGAGUCACCAGAGGAGGCCAAACUAGAUCUUAGAGAGGAUGUACUCAUAGAGUUGGCUGAGGAAACAGGUCUGGAGCUACCAAAGGAGACUAAAGGGGCCUCAAUCAGUGAGACUAAUUUAGAGUUACCAGAAGAGACCAAAUUGGAAGUUCUGGAGGAUUCACUUAGAGCACAAUAUGAAGAAACAGGUCUAGAAACUUCAGAGCAGACCAAACCUGAAUUUCCGAGUGAGAAACCAAGAAAAUCAAUUGAAGAGGCAGAUCUACAGCCGCCAGAAGUGACCACACCAGAGAUUCCAAAGGAAGCACAGAGAGAGUCACCUAGGGAGAAAAGGACCGAGCCAUCUGAGCAGGCGAAACCAGAGUUGCCAGGAGGGAAACCAAGAGAAACUGAAGAGUCAGGUCUGGAGCCCGCAGAAGAGACGAAAACAGAGGGUCCACAGGAAAUACAAAGAAAAUCAACUGAGGAGAAAGAGACAGACCCACCUCAACAGACUAAAGCAGAGUUUCCAAAGGAGAAACCAAGAAAUUCUACUGAGGAGGCAGGUCCACAGCCCCCAGAAGAGACUAAAUCAGAGAUUCCAGAGGAGGACGGAAGAAAAUCAACUGAGGAGAAACAGAGAGAGCCACCUCAGCAAACUAAAUCAAAGUUUCUAGACCAGAAACCAGCUAAGUCUAGUGAAGAGACACAAAGGAAAUCAACUGAGGAGAAAGUUCUAGAGCCACUAGAAGUGACCAAAUCAGAAUUUCCUGAGGAAAAAUCAAGAAAAUCAAUCAAGGAAACAGGUCUAGAGCCAUCAGGAAAGACAAAACCAGAAGUUCAAGAAGAGAUACUGAGAGAAUCAACUGUGAAGAAAGUUUUAGAACCACUAGAGGACACUAAAUCAUCAGGUCAAAAUGAUAAGCAGAGAAAAUCAACUGAGGAGAUAGGACUAGCACCACCACAGAAGAUCAAAUCAGAGGAGACAGUAAGAGAGUCAACAGAGGAGAAAGGUCUAGAGCCACCAGAACAGACUAAACCAAAGUUUCCAAAGGAAGAACCAAGAAAAUCAACUGAGGAAACAGGUCAAGUGCUGCCACAGAAGACAAAACCAGAGGUUCAAGAGAAGACACAAACAGAGGAAGCUACAGAGAAAGAUCUAGAGUUACCUGAUAAAGCCAAACUACCACUAAGAAAAGAGACACAUGUAGAAUUUUCCAAGGAAGAUUGGCCAGAACUAGUUAAAUUUAAGCAGUCUGUAGACAAGGAUCAGCUAGAGUACUCUGACUAUCAAAGAACGUGGUCGGUAAAAGAAACCAAGAAAGCUAAAAGAGAUUCUAUGUUUGGGUCUCCUACAAUAAGCGAAAUAGACUCAAUAAGUACAAGUUAUGAGUUCUCCAAAGAACAUAAUGGACUGUUUGAGAUUACUGAUACCAGUAGUGACUUCUACGCAUAUGUCUCAGAUUAUCAGAGGGAUUUGGGGGAGCCUUUUGGUGAAAUAGUUGAAGAUUUGUCCCCAGAGUUGAAGGAACUAGCACACAAAGAUGAAGAAACCUCGCCAAAAGAAAGUAUAGAGCUACAAUUUGAGUAUCUUAAAUGGAGCCCAGAGAAAGUUGCAGAGUGGAUUAGCAAACUAGGCUUUCCUCAGUACAAGGAGUGUUUUACCACAAACUUCAUCAGUGGCCGAAAACUCAUUCAUGUAAACUGCUCAAACCUCCCUCAGAUGGGGAUAACAGAUUUUGAGGACAUGAAGGUAAUUUCUCGGCAUACACGGGAGCUACUGGGAAUUGAAGAGCCAUUAUUCAAACGCACCAUCACCCUUCCCUACAGGGACAAUAUAGGCUUAUUUUUAGAGCAAAAAGGUCAUACUGGGGUAAAAUCUGAUUCCUUGACCUUAUCUGAAUUUGUGCAAGCAGCAGGAUUACAGAACUAUGCUCCAAAAGUAACUGCCCCUGAAAAGAAUGAAGCAUUGUAUUACACUGAACCGUAGGGAAGAGCCAUUUCACUUACCUGAAAGAUCAAACUAAACUACUUGGGGGAAGAA